Rodentolepis nana is the source of this 3087-nucleotide messenger RNA. NCBI's taxonomy places the organism in Eukaryota, Metazoa, Platyhelminthes, Cestoda, Cyclophyllidea, Hymenolepididae. The record is from the annotation of a GenBank genome assembly.
GACCUUUUACCCGCCGAUGGUAUUCUAAUUCAAUGCAACGACUUGAAGAUUGAUGAGAGCGCACUCACUGGUGAAUCGGAUCAGGUGAAAAAGAGCGAAACCAAGGAUGUCUGUCUUUUCUCUGGUACAAACGUCGUCGAAGGCUCCGGUCGUAUUGUCAUCACUGCAGUUGGUAUCAAUUCUCAAGCUGGUAUAAUCUUCGCGCUUCUUGGUGCUACAGACGACGAUGGAGAGAAGAAAAAGAAGGACAAGAAAGCGGACUCCAAGAAGUUUUCCAAGGAUAAGGUGGACUUAGAAAAGAGCCCUGAAGCGAUUGCCCUAAAGGGGGGUGAAAAUGAGGCUAAAGAAAAGAAGAAAAAGAAGUCGAAGCCACGCAAGGAGAAGUCCGUUCUGCAAACCAAACUCACCAAACUCGCUAUUCAAAUUGGUUAUAUCGGAACUGCCGUCGCAAUUCUCACGGUAGUAAUCCUCGUGCUCAAAUUUACAAUAACCACCUUUGUGAUUGAGAAGGAGCCCUGGCAUACGGGAAAGCAUUUGAAGAGGCUAGUAGGUUUCAUAAUUACCGGUGUGACAGUGUUGGUGGUCGCUGUACCUGAGGGUUUGCCUUUGGCUGUCACUCUAUCUCUCGCCUACUCCGUUCGAAAGAUGAUGGACGAUAACAACCUGGUUCGCCAUCUGGACGCUUGUGAGACGAUGGGCAAUGCAACAGCUAUCUGUUCAGACAAGACAGGUACACUCACCACGAAUCGAAUGACAGCCGUCCAAUGCUACAUAGGUCAGAAGCACUACAAAAACAUUCCAAAUGGAACUGAAUUCCCUGAUAGGGCCUUUAAACUCCUCAAACAAGGCAUUCCAAUAAACAGCGGCUACACCUCCAAAGUUUUGCCACCAACUCAUGCCGGAGGUUUGCCACAACAAGUGGGUAACAAAACUGAUUGUGCUCUAUUGGGUUUCGUCAAUGCAAUCGGCGGAAAUUACGAAGCAAUGCGAUCUGAAUGGCCAGAGGAACGUCUUUAUAAAGUCUAUACCUUCAACUCAGUCCAAAGCAAGUCAAAUUCUCAUCGAAAACUCGCACUAUCUAUUGAAUGGGAAUUAAUAGCAGUUCCUCUCUCUCUUUCCAGAUGUAAGUGGAUGUUGGAUGGUUCUGGUGAGACAGUACCCUUCUCUCCAAAGGAUCAAGAUAACUUAACCCGGGACGUCAUUGAGGCCAUGGCGGGAGAUGGUCUUCGAACAAUUGGAAUUGCUUUCAAACGCUUCCCAGCUACUGAGAAGGAGCCGAAUUGGGAUGAUGAAGACAGUAUUCUCAACGAUUUAACUUGCGUCGGUAUCGUCGGUAUUGAAGAUCCAGUUCGGCCUGAGGUCCCACCGGCUAUUCGUCAAUGUCAAAAUGCUGGUAUCACUGUCCGUAUGGUGACUGGUGACAAUGUGAACACUGCUCGUUCGAUUGCUACCAAGUGUGGUAUACUCCGCCCGGAUUCGAACUUCCUUGUUCUCGAGGGCACGGAAUUCAAUCGACGUAUAAGAGAUAAAACCACCGGUCAGGUGAAACAGGAGCUGUUCGACAAGAUCUGGCCUCACCUGGCUGUGCUUGCUCGUUCAAGUCCUCAGGACAAGUACGUUUUGGUGAGCGGUAUCAUUAAGAGUCGCAAGACCCCGCAACGUCAGGUAGUGGCAGUCACUGGUGAUGGCACUAACGAUGCGCCGGCUCUCAAGCGUGCUGAUGUUGGUUUCGCUAUGGGUAUCGCUGGUACCGAUGUGGCCAAGGAAGCCUCCGACAUUAUUCUCACUGAUGACAAUUUCACCAGUAUCGUCAAAGCUGUCAUGUGGGGUCGCAAUGUUUACGAUUCCAUUGCCAAAUUCCUCCAAUUCCAACUGACUGUCAAUUGUGUCGCUAUUACUGUCGCUUUCAUUGGUGCUGCCUUUGUCUCUGAUAGUCCACUCAAAGCAGUGCAGAUGUUGUGGGUGAAUUUGAUCAUGGAUACGUUGGCGUCUCUGGCCUUGGCCACUGAGUUACCUACACCGGAGUUGCUUGAGCGCCAGCCCUAUGGCCGAAACACGCCACUUGUGAGCCGAAGCAUGAUGAAGAAUAUCCUUCUGCAUGCCGCAUACCAACUUGCCGUUAUUCUCGGGCUCCUUUUUGCAGGCAGGUCUUUUCAUUUGUGUCCAUCCACUCCUCGUGAGUAUGUGUUGGAGUGUGACAGUGCAAGAGAAUUCGUUUCUCAUGGUAUCUCCAAGCCUACUCAACACUUCACAGCCAUCUUCAACUCAUUUGUAUUGAUGACCCUCUUUAAUGAAUUGAACGCGCGUAAAAUACAUGGUCAACGCAAUGUCUUUGCCGGUGUCUUUAAUAAUUGGAUUUUCCUUGUUAUUUGGGUUGUCACUGUAAUUCUGCAGAUUAUCAUUGUCGAAUUCGGUGGCUACGCCUUCUCCACACAUGGACUUGAUCUUAAUCAGUGGAUGUGGUGCUUAUUCUUUGGUAUCGGUGAACUUGUCUGGGGUCAGUUGGUCAUCUCAGUACCCGACUCCAUUAUUCCUGUGUGCAAAUGUAAGAAAACUGUUGAACCAGAGCCCGAAGAACCCGAAGAGGAGGGAGACAUCGAGGAAGAACCCUCUGGAACGCCCUCAGAAGAGGAUGAGACCGCAGUCAAAGGUCAGAUUCUCUGGCUACGUGGUCUCAAUCGUCUCCAGACUCAGGUGAGUCCAUUUAGCUCAUUCGUUUUGCUAUUUGUUCUAAAUCAGUUACAUAGCAGGGAAGAAUUCAAGAAUAUAACAGGGGUGUUUACCACUUCUAAACGGAAUGUCUACAGUGUAAAACUGCCAACCGUUAGCUCUAUCACAGUCUCCAACUUGCAGGUCCUGAUGCACCCAGAUUUAGACCGCGGAAGAGAGUUUGAUUGUGUCUACGCUCUCAAGGUUGUCAACGCCUUCCGAAUGGGUUUGGAUUCAAGAAUUGACAGCGAGCAGCGCAAGAGUCUCUCAGCAAUUGCUUUCCGACAAAGGCAGUCUAUGGAUGCUAAUGAAAAUGCUGGCGAAAAUGAGUGUGCUGGCUCAUCUGGAGCUCGGACUGAGCGUGCCGUGAUGCACUGA